UGGUUGAACACCUCAGACUGGCUUCGGCUCUUCGCUUCUCUGAGUUUAGCCAGCUGUCAGUUUAUGCUGUUGCCAUAACAUUUAUGUUUUCUGUCAGUGUUUUCCUCUUUCAUAACUUGUAACUAAGGUUUUGUUUGACGAAAUGCCAAAAGGAGGUAAAAAAGGUGGCCACAAAGGUCGCAUGCGCACGUACACUAGCCCCGAGGAGAUAGAUGCUCAGAUGAAAGCAGAGAAGGAGAGGAAAAAGCAUGAACAGGAAGAGGAAGGGGAAGAAGGAGCAUCUCCUAAAGACACAACAGAAGAGAAGCAACCGGGAUCUGACUCAGAGGACAGUGAUGACGACGAUUCCCUGAGAAAGAGAGCAGGAGUGGAAGGAUUGAUAGAAAUUGAGAACCCCAACAGAGUGACUCAAAAGUCUAAGAAGGUGACACAGAUUGAGCUGGAUGAACCCCAACAAUUAUCAAGGAGAGAGAGAGAAGAGAUUGAGAAGCAGAAAGCGAAGGAGCGGUACAUGAAGAUGCACCUGGCAGGGAAGACGGACCAGGCCAAAGCAGACCUCGCCCGCCUCGCCAUCAUCAGGAAACAAAGAGAGGAGGCAGCGAAAAAGAAAGAAGAAGAGAAAAAAGCAAAAGAUGCGGUGGCAGCGGCGGCGGCAGCAGCCAGAGGUGUGAACUCCCUCGCUCUGAAAUGAUGCACAGUCUUAAUCGAGGCUUUUCCACUUAUUCAUGGACUGGCGCAAUAUACAUAUGACUAUUUUUAACGGAAGAUCAUUGAAGAAUAUUUGACAUGACUGUCACUAUGAACAGUUGGAAAAUGAUUGAGGAGGCAGUCAUGGAGAGGGGUUGUAUAUAUUUUCCAUGGAGUGAUGGCUUCAAGUUCCUCCUGGAAGUAAAGCUACAAAUAAGAAUAUAUUGAUCUUCACGUACACUUGGAAUGAACCCUUCAGUGUUAAUCCCACUUAAUCAUUGUACAAUCCCAACUUUGCUAAGCGAGCUUCGCCACUUUGUCUUCUUUUUUUGAUCUUACGUUGUAUAUAACUGACUCAUUAAAACAAAUUUCAGAUUAAUUAUAUGAAACCAGUAAAA
Messenger RNA from Girardinichthys multiradiatus, 1085 nucleotides. RefSeq names its product 28 kDa heat- and acid-stable phosphoprotein-like. The coding region runs from base 143 to 691 and encodes 182 amino acids. Gene Ontology annotation, cellular component: cytosol. NCBI's taxonomy places the organism in Eukaryota, Metazoa, Chordata, Actinopteri, Cyprinodontiformes, Goodeidae. The transcript has 6 exons. Gene Ontology annotation, molecular function: RNA binding. The record is from RefSeq and is a predicted model, not a curated record.